CGCGCACCGCGGAGCAGCAGGCGGCCGCGGCCCUCUCGCCCUUGGCUCUCGGCUCCUGGGCAAUUACGUGGCGGGCGGGUGCGUUGGUCUCGGCCGCAUGCUCCACGGAAGGCCUCCGAGCGCAGACCCGGGACUCCCCUGGAGAAGAGACGCAUGCAUAGAUGAGACCAUGUACAACUGGAAACGGCCCACCUGGCUGCUGUCUCCCCUCCAUCUUGAGCGCCACCUACGGCAGAGAGCUGGAGAAGGUUCCAGAGAAAGGAGACACUGGUUUGGCCAAGAUGGAGAGCAGAUACGAUGCUAAACACGGUGAUUUUCUGGAAUCUAAGGGAUGCUUUGCCAGUACGCCAUCCCUUGGCAAAAGGGUCAGUUUCUCAUCUUCUGUUGAAACGAGUUCAAGUGCCAAUGAGCCUCUGGGCCUCCCCAGCCUGUCUGCUCACCUAGACACUGCUGCAGAUUUGGAUCAGAAAUCCUCCCCCUCCUCACAUUCUGAUCACUCCUCUGAAACCUCAUUGCCUGAAGUCCAAAAGGAUACAUAUCCCAAGGAAUUCAGCCUGCUUAGGUUGCAGACAAAAGACGGGCAGCGUCCAGAGUGGACAUUUUACCCGAGGUUUAGCAGCAAUAUCCACACCUACCAUGUUGGAAAGCAGUGCUUCUUUAAUGGGGUCUUCCUCGGCAACAGGAGGACUGUAGCAGAGAGUACGGUGGACAAGAGCUUGGGGAGAAAGAAAUACGGUAUUGAUCCCAGGAACGGAAUCCCAAAAUUAACUCCAGGGGACAAUCCAUAUAUGUACCCAGAGCAGAGUAAAGGCUUCUACAAAGCAGGAGCAACCCUCCCACCAGUGAAUUUUUCAGUAGUGCCUUAUGAAAAGAAAUUUGAUACAUUUAUUCCACUUGAGCCUCUUCCACAAAUUCCCAACUUGCCUUUCUGGGUGAAGGAGAAGGCCAACAGUUUGCAGAAUGAGAUAAGAGAAGUUGAGGAGCUUGAAGAUUGGCAGCCAUCAGUGCCCUUAACACACGUCGCAUUCCCCUCUGGUGUGUUAAAGAGCUUUCAAAGAAUAGCAUAAAAACUGGAGGAGCACAGAAGAACAGGCUUUGAGAGGCUUCUCGGUGGAAAGGAGGGCAGGCAAAGCCUCUCUGGGAACUGAUGUGUCUUCUGGCCCAAGGUGGCCCCUCGGGCAGAUGUCAUGGCCGUGCACCGAGGGUCUAGUGUGUUGGUUGAGAACUGUUAGUCUUGUCGUGGAACACAACCUCUAACUCCAUGCCUCUAUCCAUAGGUGCCGUGGACUUUCCAAGACAAUCCUGAACAGAAACAGGCCUCUUCCAGUUGAUGGGUUUUGACAGUGUGACUAUUCUAAAUCAAAUGUUUGACUCU
This is a messenger RNA of Microcebus murinus (gray mouse lemur), 1375 nucleotides long. The record is from RefSeq and is a predicted model, not a curated record. Lineage: Eukaryota; Metazoa; Chordata; Mammalia; Primates; Cheirogaleidae.